Messenger RNA from Austrofundulus limnaeus, 1256 nucleotides. It is a transcript of the gene or41a3, whose product is annotated as odorant receptor, family 41, subfamily A, member 3. The transcript has 2 exons. The coding region runs from base 225 to 1256 and encodes 343 amino acids. Gene Ontology annotation, biological process: G protein-coupled receptor signaling pathway; detection of chemical stimulus involved in sensory perception of smell. The record is from RefSeq and is a predicted model, not a curated record. Gene Ontology annotation, molecular function: olfactory receptor activity; G protein-coupled receptor activity; odorant binding. NCBI's taxonomy places the organism in Eukaryota, Metazoa, Chordata, Actinopteri, Cyprinodontiformes, Rivulidae. Gene Ontology annotation, cellular component: membrane.
GUGGCCGUCUGCCGGCUGAUUUUAGAAGAAGCGUCCGAGAGAGCUUCCGCUCAACACGGAGCACGAGGUGAGCCUUUUGUCUACGUUUUAGUACGUGCACGAGCUAAACCGCUUGUGAACGUUGCAGUUGUGUUUCUCACUGACACCUAUGGGUUGUUUUUGUUCAGGCUGGAGGGGCUGCAAAGCAGAAGACCACCUUCCAGCAGAAAUUGUGGAACUCAGUCAUGUCUUUUCUCAGGACUCUGAUAAACAGCUCAGUCAUCAUUCACCCUCCAGGCUUCUACAUCGCUGGAUUUGAGUCAUUUCCGUUCAUAUCCGCGUACUUCAUCUUCCUGGCAGUUGUUUACGUGUUCACUGUGCUGUUUAACAGUCUGCUGAUCUUUACGGUUGUUGUUAAUCAUUGUCUACACACCCCGAAGUUCCUGGCUAUCGUCAACCUGGCAGUUAUUGAUUUAAUCCUUAGCACAUGUGUCAUUCCCAGCAUGAUAAAGAUCUUUCUCAUUAAGGAUAACUUCAUUCCAUAUGACAUGUGUAUGGUACAAAUGUAUAUAUAUUAUGUGUUUGCAGGAUUGGAGUCGUUAGCACUCACUAUACUUGCUUAUGACCGUUUGAUUGCCAUUUGUUUUCCUUUACGACAAAGCUCAAUCAACACGCUYCGGAGCAUGUUUUGUAUCGUCGGUGUCUCCUGGUGUUUUAAUAUGGGAGUAGAUGCAUAUUCAACGAGUACAAUGACACAACUGUCUUUUUGCAAAUCCAUCCGAGUGUUGAGUUAUUUUUGUGACUACGCCCCCGUGUUUCGACUUGCCUGCAACGACUACACGCUGCAGUGGACUAUAUCCUCUUUCCUCUCUCUGUUGCUCCUUYUAGGGCCUCUGACCUUCAUCCUCCUCUCUUACAUCAGCAUCCUGGUGACCGUGUUCAAGAUGAAGUCGUUGGACCGUCGAGUAAAAGCCUUGGCCACCUGUGUCGAGCACAUUAUCGUUGUUUCUAUAUUUUACAUCCCUCUUCUGGUUAUUUUCACUGUCGGCUUUUAUUCGGGAGCGGUUAACCCGGACCACCGGGUCCUCAGCCUGUCGCUGGCCUCUUGCAUCCCACCUUGCGUUAAUCCUAUCGUGUAUUCUCUGAAAACCAAAGAGAUCAAAGAGGCCCUCAGGGCACUGUGCCAAACCUCGAGAUUGCAGAGUUGUUUUGUUUUACACUAUGUAGAUUUCAUAAACUUUGCAAGCCGCGUGUGGGUGACCGCAGUUCUUUUCUGA